Molecule: messenger RNA, 3964 nt
Organism: Tuber aestivum (summer truffle)
Lineage: Eukaryota; Fungi; Ascomycota; Pezizomycetes; Pezizales; Tuberaceae
Source: the annotation of a GenBank genome assembly
GCAAUUUAUGGCACUACUUCACUCUCUGGGCAAUCUUAUCGCAAUCACAAACCUAUAAGUUGGCCGUUAUGGAUGAGUCGAGCAGCAAUACACCCUAUCCUCAAUACCUACAACCAGUCCCGGCUCAGAAUAUCAUCAAGACACCUCAGACGGGGGCAUUGGACUCUGCCUUUCGACGCACCGCUGAUUCCUACUUCCCACUGCAGGGGAGCGAGCUGGCAAUCUCGGCAUCCUCCUCAUCCAAAGUGCCGAGCACCCUAGCGGAUCUACAGGGGAGGGAACCAAAGAAGAUGGUCGCCCUAGUGGUCCCGGCCGCCGGAGAUGAAGCUCCAAGGGUCGAGGCAGGAACCCCGAGUGAAGAGGAGAAGUCGGCACCUGAGAUAUCAGUCCCUAAGAUCGAACAGCCUCCCCCGGAAACAAGACACACGCCGGCGAUCAAUGCCCCCCCGACACCGCCGUUAUCCAGGAGCAUGUCGGCGAUGAGCGUCAUCUCCGGUGUGAGCGCUGUUUCUUCGACAUCUGACAAGGAGACGUGGGAUAGGACUAUCGCUAGAGUGAUCAAAGGCAUUGUUUCGAUUAAAGCGACAACUACCAGACCCUUCGAUACGGAAUCAGCCGGUGACUACACUGCAACAGGGUUCGUGAUCUCCAGGAAGCACGGCCUUAUCCUCUCCAACCGCCAUGUGGUGUCACCAGCACCGAUCACAUCGGUUGCCGUGUUUGUUAAUUACGAGGAGGUGCCAAUAAAACCCGUUUAUCGUGACCCAACCCACGAUUUUGGCAUCUUCAGAUAUGAUCCAUCGAAAUUGAAGCAUAUUAGUGUCGAAGAGAUCGAGCUCCGACCGGAGCUCGCUCGUGUGGGCGAGGACAUCAAGGUCGUCGGUAAUGAUGCUGGCGAGAAGUUGUCGAUUCUUGGCUCUACCCUCGCGAGGCUCGAUCGCCAUGCCCCAAGUUACGGAACCGACUCCUACAACGAUUUUAAUACCUUCUACAUGCAGGCCGCCUCCGGGACUUCCGGUGGGUCCUCCGGUUCCCCGGUGCUGAAUAUUAAUGGCCAGGCUGUGGCCUUGAAUGCUGGAGGGAGUAACUCUUCCCAGAGUUCUUUCUAUCUUCCGUUGCACAGGGUCGUGCGCGCGGUGGAGAAAAUUAAGAGGGGGGAGGCUGUCAGCCGUGGUACCCUGCAAACCGAGUUUUUGCACCAUAGCUAUGAUGAACUUCGAAGGCUCGGUUUGACGGAGUUGAUGGAGGAGGGAUGCAGGGCUAGGAAUCCUUCUGCUACGGGUCUCCUUGGUGUUAUCCGGGUUCUCAAGGGUGGUCCCGCGAGCCCAGACAGGAAGCAACUCCCGAGCGAGGCGGAACUUGCUGUUCCGGCUGGUGUAACCAGGGUUCCCGGAUUGGAGCCUGGGGAUAUCCUUUUUACCUGUAAUGGAAAGCACAUCACGGACUUUAUUGGGCUUUGGAGCAUCAUUGAUGACACUGUUGGAGAGGAUAUUGUACUCGAAAUUUUCCGUGCUGGAAAGGAGGGCAAGGCCGGUGCCACCGGGAGGCUACAGGUCGUAUGCACUGUUCAGGAUUUGCACACUAUCACUCCCAGCCGCUUCCUGGAAAUUGGCGGAGCCGUGAUCCAUGAUUUGAGUUAUCAGAUGGGUAGAAAUCACAACGUCCAACUUGGGACUGGCGUAUUCUGUGCGGGUGAGAUUUUCAUUUCGCCAUUUGCGCUUACGAAAAUUCCUCAUGCUGAUGGUUUGCCAGCUUCCGGUUUCCUUUUGUGGUCCUCGUGGAGCAGAGAUUUCCUGAUCACUGCUGUCGAUGGAAAACCUACCAAGAAUUUGGACCAAUUCAUUGAGGUCAUUAGAGAGAUCCCAGACUACAAACGGGUACCCUUUAUGACUAGGUCUAUGGGUAGGAGCGAAGAUCAAAUGAUGAUGGUCGAUAUCGAUCGGCAUUUCUUCCUCGCUGCCUUGUUUGUGAGAAAUGACAAGGCUGGAACAUGGGUCAGGCGAGAAUUUGGGGCCUCGCCCCCAGAGGAAGUUCUCUGUGCACCGGAAAUCAAGGAUGAGGAUGCCAUUGACGCUGAAGGGGGCGACGAGGAAGAAGCGGAAGAAGCGGCUCUUGAGAAGCUUAAGGGUUCUCUUGUUAAUGUUGUUUGCCGUCUCCCAUACUCCAUCUACGGCCACACAUCUGCCUCCAACUACUCGGGCGUUGGCAUGGUUGUGUCACUAUCACCCGUCCCCUUGAUCCUGUUUGAUAGGUCAUCUGUUCCAGCGGAAAUGUUGGAUAUUCGUCUUACGGUCUCAAACAAGAACAUUCCCGGACAGGUCGUCUAUCUCGGAGCUUUUACUCUUGUCACUUUUGAUAACAAAAAUCUCUCCAAGAACGUCAGCGUGCCGGAAUGGGACACAACACCCCUCAAGGUGCGCGAUGAGGUCAAGGUGGUCGGUCUGACAUCAGAUCAGCUCCUUGUCCAGAAGGAGACUUCCAUUGCAUCGAUCGGCGUAAACUUCAAUACUUGGCAAUGCAAUCCCCCGCGUCACAGGUUGAUCAACGUCGAGAAUAUUAAUGUCUCUGAGUCCUCGGGCUGCUGGGGUGGCGUUAUUGUGCGCAAGCCAUCCAAGACCGCAUCGGAUGAGGAGAAGCGCAUUUUGAAGGUUGCAGCUUAUUACAUGACUAUUUCGUCGCAGAACAAGAAUGGUGAUGACUCUUUCUGGACCCAAGGUCUUGAUAUUCGUCGUUAUGUUCUUCCGGUCGUCACUCGUAUCAAUGAGGAACUGGCCACUGGGCCUGUUGAGCCGCCUCGCCGGGAUCUCGGAAUUGAGUUCUCUGACAUGUCGCUCGCGACCGUGUCCACCAUGGGACUUUCACGGAAGAGAUUUGAUGCUUAUGUCAAGGCAGCAAAGAGGAUUCGCGGUGCUCCCCGACCGCUUAUUGUAGAGUCGCAUCUUCGCCCAUCACCAGUCUCUCCAGAGGACGAGGACAAGUGUCCGAAGAUCGCAGAUAUCAUCUUGGAGAUUGACGGCAAGCCAAUCCACCGGGUUUCUCAACUCACCGAACUAAACCUUGACUCGAGGGAAUCUGUCGAAAUGGUUGUCCUCCGCGGCGGUGAAGAACUCACCCUGACCGUCCCAACCACCCUCGCCCACCCUUCGACAGGGACCCAUGUCGUCCAGUUCUUUGGUGCAAUCCUUCACGCAACUCACGCUGCAGCGCUCGAGCAGGUGGAUUCUAAGAACCCAUCACCGCUCAUCCCUAUCAAGGCCCCUGGCGUCUACGUCGGGGGUGUAUCAUACGGGUCUCCGGCCCUCGAUAACAUCCGUCCGACCCACUGGAUCUUGGAAGUCGACGGGGUCUCCAUUUCCAGCAUCGGCGACCUCAUUGGCGUUGUCAAGAGCAGGAAGUGGAAGACUGGUGAGUAUAUUCGUCUCAAGCAAGUUAACCGCAAGGGCAUCACUAGCGUUGUCUCCAUUCGUGUUGACGAACGCUUCUGGCCAGUCCUUGCUUGGAAGCGACAGAGCUCUGGUAGUCGGCGAUGGAUCCAGGAGAGGGUUAGCGGGCUGGAGUUCGUAGAGGGCAUCAUCUAAUCUCUUUCAGCGUUUCCUUCUUUGAAUUUUUUCUACCCGUUAAUACUUUUUUCUUUUUUAUUAAUAACUAUUUGUGUGGUGUUUUCCCCCAUGGGUUUUCGGGUCCUCGGCAUAUUCUUGAACAUAGACUUCUUGGAAAAGUGGUUUGGUCGGGGCCAUGAGCCUGGUUACUUUUAUGGUUGUCUCUUGUUCCCUCUGAACGUCUUCCCUUUCUUUCUCUCUUUUUCACGAAAUAAAAUAGAUUGGGUGUAGAGUUGUUAUGCCAUUGUUUGUCUGGGUAUUAUGUUGUGUUGGUGGGAGGUUAUCAUGAGUGUUAGGUUAUUGCAUUGGCACAGUACUGCGUUUUUGUCUGAGCACCGCUAUUCUAAUUAAUGGGUUUACUGUCG